UAAGAUGUCAGACAGUGAAUCCAUAAAGAAAAUGUUAAUGGCUGUCCUCCAGUCCAGUAAGACUGGUGUGUCCGUCAGUAACCUCCAGUCAGAGUAUAGUGCACUAUGUGGAGAGUUCAUCCCACUGAAAAAACUUGGCUUCUCAAAGCUAGAGGACUACCUCCGAAGCAUUCCCUCGGUGGUGAGGCUGGAGAACCGCAUGGGAGAGUUGAGAUGCUUUGCUACUGUGUUGGAGGAAACGGCUCACAUUGCUAAGCUGGUUGCCAGGCAGAAGAACUCAAAGAAAUCCGGGCGCUCCCAGUUCGUCAACUGCAAGAUGAGAUACAAACCCUUCAAUCCCUAUAUGCUUAAUGUGACUCCACGGUCCUCUCUUCGCCAGCCGUCUGCUGGAAGAUAUCCUAAUUGGACGGGAAACCGCUUUGGAGCGCAUGGUGGACAUACAAUGGAACGUAGAAUGACGUCUCCGUCACCAGCUUCAAGGGAGAAUGUCAUCCAGAGCAGGAGAGAAAAUUCUUCUAUGAGCCCUACAAACAAGAAUACCAGAGCAGGUCCUCCGAAAGACGUCUUGGUCCCCAGUAAAUCCCAGACUGAUCUGGAUCGGUAUGACGCGGAACUAGUUCAGAGUCGAGUAAAGCAGCUUCUGGAGAAAUGCCCUAGUGGAGUGUGGAUGUCCAAGCUGUCGGAUAAGUACAGUGAAAUGUUCAUGCAGAAGCUCCAUCCUCAGGCACUCAUCGAUCUGGAGAAGUGGUCGCAUAUCUGUUCGGUGGAGAAACCUUUCACAAGUAACCGUAGCGACCAACUCAUCUACCCUCUUCUCUCUUUGGACCCCCCAAUCAACCCUGUCAUCAACAUCAACCGCUCCUCUCCAGGGUCACAUCUGGAUUCAAAACGUGUUUCUUCUCAUCCGUCUACAUCUCAUCAGCUGUCUCCUUCCUCUAAAACCGGAGAUUCCCCCAGAAGUCCCUUGGCUGAGCCCACCUUUAUUUUUCCUCCGCAAUCUUCCACCACUGCUUCAAGCAAAGCACUGCCUUCAGUGACGUUACGCAGCCCUGGCCCAAACCCGAUUUUGACUCCCCGACUUCCCCGGCGUGGUAGUCACACAAUGUCUUUUGACGGCGACUCUAAAAUUCGUGUUUCUCCCAACCAAAGCACUCCUCCUUUAGCUCCCACCUGGACUGCCCUCGCAUCAACCCACACUUCCCCCGACCGUGAUGUCUUACCUCUCUUGAAAGCCACGUUCUCUUCACCUUCCAGUUCGGCUUCUACUCCUCCAUCGACACCCUGUCCUGCUGUAGUGUCGGAUGACAUGCGUGAAAAAAUAAAGGAGCUCCUUUCCAAGUCUAGUCAAGGUCUGUGGGCCGAUGCACUGCCCAAAUGUUUCAAGGAUGUGUACAAGACGCCCUUCCCUGAAGAGAUCCUGGAAAACUUGUCGUCGUUGUCUGAUAUAUGCACUGUGGAGUACCCUUUCCCACACAACAAGAAGAGGGCCAUUUUGUACUACUCGUGUCAAGUUAAUGUGGACCUGACAAACAACCAACAGACCCUAAUCAGCCCCCUCCCUUCUGGGUUGGAGGCACUUGGUCCUGUGGUUCCACCACCUCUGACCCAGCCCCCCGAAGUCUGUCCCUCUGUGUUGGUUACUGAGGCCAAGAGCACCAACGCUCUCACUAUCCGGUAUGUUGGUAACAACUACUCAGAUGCUCAGGAAGCCAUGGAGGACAUCAUGCAGAUCUUCUACAGCCGAAACUCGACGAAACGUCCCGUGUCUAACCCAGCCGUUGGUCAGCUGGUAGCAGUUAGAGGGGAGGAUGGAGAUGAGGUGGCCAGAGCGCAGGUGACGGAGAUCUUGGACUCCAACAAGGUCAAGGUGUUCUACAUGGACUAUGGCUUUUCUUUAGAGACCAGUCAGAACAGUCUGCUGGAGCUCCAUCAGGACUUUCUCUCGCUGCCUUUCCAAGCUAUCAACGUCAGGCUAGCAGAGUUGGAAGUGUUCAGCUCCCACCCACAGGUGCUGUCCACCUUGGAUAAACUGGCGGUUGGAAAGAUCCUGCGGAUGGAAACCUUGCAGCCAUGUCAACACAGCGACGUGCCCACGGCGCUGCUUUUUGAUACCUCACUAGAGGAUGAUGUGAACAUCAACUCCAUGUGCCUGAAGGCUCUGCAGGACAGUACGAUGAAUAACCCUCUGUCUGUAAACGUCGUCCUUAAAGAUGUGUUUGUGACAAGCGUGUGCGAAGAUGGGACCAUUUUCUGCCAACUUCCCUGCAGAGGAAAAGUCAGAUUGAGAAGGUUUCUGGAGAACGUGGAAGCAUUUUUCACCUCCCAGGUCACACCAGAGUCCCUGGUUUCCAGACCCUUCGGCGGAAAGUUCUGUUUAGCCCGUUACGAAGAUAAAUGGGCCAGAGCGGAAAUUACAUACAUGCAUGACAACCGCGUGAUGGAGAUUCUCUUCACUGACUUGGGCAUCCCAGCAACUGUCACAUUCACCGAUGUUCGAGAGAUUCCUCGACAUUUUCUGAAGGAUUUCAUCAUCAUCCCGCCACAGGCUGUUAAAUGUCGACUGGCUGACCUCGCCGUUCCAGAAGAAGGCUGGAGCCAGGAGCCCUUUUUGCUGCUAAAUGAGACUCUUCUUUCAGCAAAAGAGCUCAAAAUGAAGAUAUCAACAUUAAAAGAGUACAAAGGAGGCAGAGUGGUCUUUAUGUACCUCUUCGAUGGUGGUGAUGGUCAGAAGUUAGACGAAAGCAUCAACCAUCACUUGGCUCAUUCAGAGGUGUGGCAGAAAGUUGUAUCACGGAACACCAACACGGUCACCAGCACUGGCAGCAACAUUGUGGAUACAGAUCUCACUUCUCUUGUGGAGAAGUGGACGCUGGGAAACCCGGUCCCAAGUCCCCGCAUCAAGACCUCAUCUCCGCUACGUGCCAAAGACGAUGCAGCCGUAAAAACAGGGACGCAGCCACUCCCAUUACCCCCUCCACUAGACCUUCCACAGUCUGGUCAGAACAUGGACGUCUUUGUGCCGAUGGCUUGCCACCCGGGUUACUUUGUGGUACAGCCUUGGCAGGACCUCCAUAAACUCGAGGUGUUGAGGGGAGAAAUGGUCCUUUACUACAACCAGUGUGGAAAUACGAGCACGACAAUGGACAUCCAGAAAGGACGCGUCUACGCUGCCAAAUUUGACAAGAAUUGGCACCGCGUGCAGGUGAAAGGGGUUCUGUCCAACGGGUUGGUUUCCGUCUAUGAUUUGGACUACGGUAAGCACGAACUGGUCCCUCGCACUCUAAUCCAGCCUCUAAUAGAGGAGUUCAGACAGCUACCCUUCCAGGCUAUUGCUGCACAACUAGCAGGUGUGGCACAGCGCCAGUGGUCAGAGGAGACGUCGUCGUUGUUCAGGAAUCACGUGGAGCGGCGAGCGCUGGUAGCGCAGGUGGAGAGCGUUCGGGAAGCAUCAGAACUCAAAGGUGAGCUGUCGGCUCGCAGGUUGACGGUUUACCUGGUGGACACCUCAUCGGAAGAGAAGGACGUUUGGAUUCACAGCAUCAUGGCUGACAUCGAGAACGAGCUGUCUUCUGCUGCAAGCUAGGUGUCCACACAGACAGUGGUGAAGUAAGCAGACUUUUGGGCUCUUAGACAGUUGUGUGCACACAAACUACUCUUGUUUUGAUUCUUUCUAAAGUAAAAUGCUUGAAAUGACUUUUACUUUGGAAGGAAAAAUUGUACUUCCUCUGUGUUUGCUUGUUCAUGUUGUUUUGUAGGUGGCUUAUAAUCAGGCUUGAUUUACGUAUGUGAGCAAUUUUCUAAUGUUUGUGACGUGUUAUGGGCUGUAAAAUUUGUUCAGGGAAGGAUUUACAUUUCCAUUAUUUCAGAACAUGGAUAUGGAAUUGUCAAAUAUGUCAGAUUAAUGUGUGUUUUUGUUUGCUGUGGUUUAUGCAUACAAUACUCUACCUUUUUGGCAAUAUCUGUCUUCAGUUUACUGCAUGUGUGUACAUAGUUGUUGAAUUGUCAUUAUGGUUCAUAUUUCCAUUGUUUUUGAAAGAGAUGUAUCCACCUUGAUUUUUGUUAAGUGUGAGUUAGUGAUUGCAAAGAGAUGACAGAAUACAGUUUCUGUAAAAACAACAUUUUCAA
Molecule: messenger RNA, 4125 nt
Organism: Xiphophorus hellerii (green swordtail)
Lineage: Eukaryota; Metazoa; Chordata; Actinopteri; Cyprinodontiformes; Poeciliidae
Gene: tdrd7a
Product: tudor domain containing 7 a
Exons: 20
Coding region: 5-3583 (1192 amino acids)
Source: RefSeq, a predicted model, not a curated record